AUGGUCUUCUCCAAUGACGAUGACCUCAUUGCUCAAUGGUGGGAGGAAGAGGAAGAGGAGGAGGAGGAAGAAGAGGAGUCAGACGAUGAUGACCUCAUUGUAAUUCUUAUGCUUGCUGAUAUGGACUAUGAGAGACACAAGAAGAAGCAUCAUGGUUCAGUCCCAGGACGUGAGAUAGUUCCGAGGGACAUGUCUAGUGGCAAUCUGCGCAUUGUGGCUGAUUAUUUUGCAGAUCCUCCAAUAUACAAUGCAACAUUCUUCAGGAGGAGGUUCAGAAUGUCGAGAGACCUCUUCUUGCGUAUCGUGGAUGGUGUGGAGGCACAUGAUGACUACUUUAGGCAGAAACCAAAUGCAACAGGUCUUCUCGGUGCCACUGCAUUACAGAAGGUGUUUGGGUCGUUUCGCAUGCUGGCAUAUGAUGUUCCAGCUGAUUCAAUGGAUGAAGUUGUGAGGCUUGCUGAGACCACCAUGAGAUCACCAUUAUUUCAAAGGCUAACUUUAGGGACUGCACCACCUGUUGAGUACAUGCUAAAUGGUAACAAGUAUACCAUAGGAUACUAUCUUGCAGAUGGGAUCUACCCUUCUUGGGCAACUUUUGUGAAGAGCUAUAGGAGUCCGCAAGGCAAUAAGAAAGUCCAUUUCACAAAAGCACAAGAAGCGGUGAGGAAGGAUGUGGAGAGAGCAUUUGGUGUUCUACAAGCGCGCUUUGCCAUGGUGAGGGGGCCUGCUAGAUUUUGGGAUAAGGAUACUCUCUGGUAUAUAAUGAUCGCUGCUGUUAUCAUGCAUAACAUGAUCAUUGAAAAUGAGAGAGAUGAAAAAGAGGAUUACAACUAUGAUCAAGAUGGUGGUGAGGUACUGAGGCUGGAGGAGUACCAACGACGCGAUCCCCUCAUUCUUGAGGAGUUCCUCAAGAUACAUCAGGAGAUUGAGGAUAGACAUGUGCAUGAGAGACUUCGUGAUGAUCUUGUGGAGCAUUUGUGGGCACUUCAUGGUUCUAGCUAG
Setaria italica (foxtail millet) is the source of this 1002-nucleotide messenger RNA. RefSeq lists its product as uncharacterized. The coding region runs from base 1 to 1002 and encodes 333 amino acids. The record is from RefSeq and is a predicted model, not a curated record. The transcript has 2 exons. NCBI's taxonomy places the organism in Eukaryota, Viridiplantae, Streptophyta, Magnoliopsida, Poales, Poaceae.